AGUAACCAUGGCGGUCGGCAAAAAUAAGGGUGUCUCUAAAGGAGGCAAGAAAGGUUCGAAAAAGAAGGUUGUGGAUCCGUUCACGCGUAAGGACUGGUACGAUGUCAAGGCCCCGAACAUGUUCAAGAACCGCCAGGUCGGCAAAACCCUGGUUAAUCGUACCCAGGGCACGCGCAUCGCCUCGGAUGGUCUGAAGGGCCGCGUGUUUGAGGUGUCGCUGGCUGACCUGCAAAACGAACCCGAUGCGGAGAGAUCUUUCCGCAAGUUCAAGCUGGUUGCUGAGAGCGUGAACGGUCGCGAUGUUCUUACCAAUUUCCACGGUAUGGACCUUACGACCGACAAGCUGCGAUCCAUGGUCAAGAAAUGGCAAACCCUGAUCGAGUGCGCUGUCGAUGUUAAGACCACCGAUGGCUUCAUGCUGCGUGUGUUCUGCAUUGGUUUCACCAUCAAGGACGCGUUGUCGCAGCGUAAGACCUGCUACGCCCAGCACUCGCAGAUCAAAAACAUUCGCGCGAAAAUGACCGCCAUCAUUAAGCGUGAGAUUACCAACACGGAUCUGAAGGGUGUCGUAGAGAAACUGCUCCCCGAUUCCAUCGCCAAGGAUAUCGAGAAGGCGUGCCAGGUCGUGUACCCUCUGCACGACGUCUACAUUCGCAAGGUCAAGGUAUUGAAGAAGCCGCGAUUCGAUUUGUCCAGCUUGAUGGAAUUACAUGGAGAUGGCGGUGGCAAGGCUGCCGAAGUGUCGACUGGUGCGGCUUCUGGCGUCGUCGUUGACCGUCCAGAAGGCUACGAACCUCCAGUACAGGCGUCCGUUUAAAUAUCUGCGGAAUGCGUAACGGUAGUCUGUCGGUGAUCGCGAAAAGCAUCGGGGUUUCCAUCUUACACCCGGUGGAUCGGCGGAUAACAUGUCCGAAUGUAACAAGUAAUUUUUCCACAAGUAUAAGAGUGACCGAAUAAGAAAAUAUGUGUCGGCAGAGCUCUAUGACGAAGAAAAGGAAAUACAACAAAAGGAUCGUUGUGUA
This is a messenger RNA of Anopheles nili, 1022 nucleotides long. RefSeq names its product 40S ribosomal protein S3a (gene RpS3A). Gene Ontology annotation, cellular component: ribosome; cytosol. Gene Ontology annotation, molecular function: structural constituent of ribosome. The transcript is spliced from 3 exons. The record is from RefSeq and is a predicted model, not a curated record. NCBI's taxonomy places the organism in Eukaryota, Metazoa, Arthropoda, Insecta, Diptera, Culicidae. Gene Ontology annotation, biological process: translation. Bases 8 to 817 code for a protein of 269 amino acids.